AGCCAAGUUAUAGCGAAGGGCCGAAGGCGGAAGUGAGUGCGGUCUGCGGCUUGCUUAGGGCUUGACUGAAACUCGACUGCCGAAAGGGAAAUAACUCUGUAGUAGCGGAAAAGGAGAAACCAGCGAUGGGGAGCGAGUCGAAAUCCAGCGGCAACACCGCUCCGAAUGGCGGUGGAGGAGGAGGGUUCAAGUCGAGGUUAGAACAUGCCAUGUACAGUGGGGACAAGAAGCAUGUCUUGGCUGGGAUAGCCGUAAUAUCAGUCAUCUUCGGCAUCCCUUGGUACCUCAUGAACAGAGGAUCAAAGCAUCAGUCGCAUCAAGAUUACAUGGACAAGGCUGAUAGGGCACGGAAGGCAAGACUUUCUUCUGGUUCUUCAGCUAGCUAAUCUCAGCAAACCUCAAAAACCCUUUUCAUAGGUAUAAAGACGUGUUGUUUGCAUAGUACAAUAGCUAAGUCAUUUUUUUUUAGCAAAAGGAAAGACAGCUAUUAGUCGAGAUUUCUUGUCUGUGGCUACCUCAGUUAUUUUGUUUUCAGCUGGCUGUUAGCAGGUCAGGGAAUAAAGCAUACAUUAUUUUGUUUUAGUGUUAAAUCAAAAUGAAGAUUCAUGUUUUGAUGGCCUGGGGCACAGUGUAUAUGGAUGAUUCUUAUCUGUGUAACCAUCAGUUGAGAAGUUCGUCCAAGUUCGAAUAAUAUGAUUGCAGUCUUGGCCA
This is a messenger RNA of Linum tenue, 711 nucleotides long. Lineage: Eukaryota; Viridiplantae; Streptophyta; Magnoliopsida; Malpighiales; Linaceae. The record is from the annotation of a GenBank genome assembly.